Molecule: messenger RNA, 2795 nt
Organism: Chrysoperla carnea
Lineage: Eukaryota; Metazoa; Arthropoda; Insecta; Neuroptera; Chrysopidae
Product: probable cyclin-dependent serine/threonine-protein kinase DDB_G0292550
Exons: 2
Coding region: 188-1951 (587 amino acids)
Source: RefSeq, a predicted model, not a curated record
AUUUAAUAGUAAACUUAAAUUGAGUGUUAAUUUAAUAAUAACAAAAAAAAAAAAAGCAUAACAGUGAAUGGCAUUAAUUAAUAUUCAAGAUAUUUUACGUAAACAAAAUGUGAGAUUAAUAAACAAAUGUUAAUAUCUGAAGACAAAACGCCGAAAAACGAGGAACACCUAAUAAGGUGCAUCUAUAAUGUCGAUUAAUAUUGUAGAUGAGCCUAAUCAAAUCGUAAUAUCUGAAGACGAAUCACUGCAGGACGUUGUAUUCUUGCCGACUGACAAAAGAGAAUCAAAAACACCAGAAGAUGAAUCUAAUGAAAAGUCAAAAAAUUCAACAAAAUUAAGUCAAGAUGAAGCUGAUAAGAAUAGUUCAAAUUUUUUGGUAUUAAAAUCUAUAAAAUCUAAAAAACUUCAGGAUGAAACUAAAAUGAUAUUAAAUACAAAAAAUUCAACUGACGAGUCACAGCAAGUUAAUGAUGAGAGGUCGUUUAAUUUUCUCGAAUUACCUGAUUCGGAAGAAACCUUCUAUUCGAGUUCAUCACCAAAAGAAACCGAAGUACAAAAAACAUUUGAAGAUCCGAUGGUAUUAAUAAAUACCCCUAGAAAGUGCCCCAUUGCACAGGAUGGAAAAGUAUUAUUUGUGCCGUUAUUAACGAGCACCCAAAAUAUAGGAGCUGUCGAAGGUACUCAAACUGAAACACCAUAUUUGGAGCCAAGUAAAUGUUUUGGGAGUUUAUUUGUCAACUUUAAUACACCAGCAUUUGAAAUUAAUAACUUAAUCGAGGAAAAUCAACAAAAGAAAAAUUUUGAAGAUAAAAAUGCUGAUAAAGAAAAUAUUUUCGAUACUUCAUCUUUACAAGACGUCGAAGGAGAAGAUUUAAUAAAUUAUUUCUCAAUUAAACGUCGAAAACCAAAUACAUCGGAGAAAAAUAAAGAUGCAAAAACAUCUGAACAUAUUGGUGAAAAAAAUGUUAUAAAUUUAGAAAAAACGCAAUCGAAAAAUACAAAAUUAAUUCGAGAAGAAAAUACUAAUUCGAACAAUUUGAAUCGAAAUCAGCCGAAAAAUAAAGAAGCAAAAACGAACAUAGCCUUUGGAGAUGAUUUAAAUGAUGUUCCAAUUAGAGGGCGAAAACCAAAUACACCGAAGAAAAAUAAAGAUAGAAAAACUAGUGAAGUUAUUGGAGAAAAAAAGGUGUUAAAUGAAAGCACAAAUUUGAACAAUUUGGAUCGAAAUCAGCCAAAAAAUAAAAAAUCAACAACAAAUAAAGUCCUUAAAGAAGAAAUUGUAGUAAAUUUACAAGAAAUACAAUCGAGUAAUAUAACAUUAGCCCGAAAAGAGAGUAAAAAUGCCAAAAAUUUCGGUGGAAAUCUAUCGGAAAACACUCAUAAGACAAAAGGACAAACAAAAGAUAAAAAAUUAUCAAAUAAUAUUCAAGCGACGAAAUUGAAACAAACUGAAGAUAGAAAGAGAAAUUUUGAACAAACUGAAAAUUUAUGUGGGUCUAGCUUUAAGAAAGAAAUAUCAGGAAAUUCGAAGAUUAUUAUAAAACUUAAUCCGGAAUCAGAAAGUGGUGUAAAGGAAAUUCAUUAUAAUUUAAACAAGGGCGAUGUUAUCGAAGUUCAACCACUGACAGAAGAAGCUUCAGCGAGUACAUUAAAUAAUGACUUUAAUUUGAUCCAAAUCGAAAAGGCUUUUAACAAUAUCGAAAAUCAAUUGAAUAAUUUCGAUAAUAAUGUAAUACCAGGCCGAAGUGGAAAAAAUCCCAACGAAUUUGAAUAUCGACGUGUAAAAUUUAAAUGUUUAAAUUGUCGACAUUUGUGCUUACACAAGAUCAAAAAACGUAUCGGAAAAUCCAAGCAUAUAGUUGUCUGCUCUUGUGGAUGCAGAAAUUUGAUAAGAUUUAAUCCUGAAAAUCAAUUAGAUUCAAUUUCUAGAGUUACAAAUUUGUUACAGUAACUUUAUACAUUACAGUUUUUAUGAUGUUGGCCCAAUCGAAGUUUGUGAUCUCGGGCGCCGAACGCAACUUUGUCAAAAAUCGAAAAAAAACCAUGAAAAUUUCGGAUUUUGGCGAUAAAACCUUGCUACAAUAUGCGAUUAGAAUCGUCCCCGUAGAUCUAUUAGUUUCUGCGAUAAAUUCAAAUUUAUCUUUUGUUCGAACUUUGCAAUUUUUUGCAAUAUUCUGUCGUUUUCAAUGAAUUUUAGCACCGAGCAACACUAGCACACUGCUUCGGAGGUAAGUGGAACUACCUCUCGCUAGAGUAGUUUGAGUGACAUCUGAAAUAUUGCAAAAAAUUGCGAAGAAGUUUGAACAGCUUUAUUUUGGAAACUAUUGGGUCUAUAGGGACGAUUCUAGUAUCAUAUUGUUUCAAAUGAAAAGAGACUUCGAAAACUAACCUUUUAGAGUUUUAACCGUCAAAAUCAUCAUACUUAACUUUCGGGGUUUCUUUUCUAUGGCCAAUGCUCAUACUGUGAAAACUCGUUAAAAGUCGAAUGAAAUUUAAUUCUAACAAUUAUUAAUUACGCAAAGCUUUGCUGAGAUGCGGGAUGGCAACCGAUAGCAGGUUAUAUGCCAUAUUUAAAAAAAAUUAUUCUCUUAAAAAUUAUAUUCAUUUCAUUCAGGGCUGUCAGAUGGAAUAAUUGCAUAAGAAACCAGAAUAAUUUAUGUUAAAAUAUUUUACUAAAAUGAAUAAAAAUGAUUUAUUUUAGUUAUUUUCAUAUUCUACGUAAUUUAAAGUGAGUAAAAAUCAAAAAUUAUAUAAUAAGGUUUGAUUCAGAAUAAUUUCAGUCACCAUACGGAAUA